AUGGGGUUGCCCUCGCCGCAUCUGCUGAGGUUGAUCGUGAGCUGCCGUAAGAUUGCGGUGGAGGUCACCUCUCCCCGGACCUCCACCAUCGUCGCCAUGGCGUCCUCCGACGAGCCGGAGUUUUUCGUCCAGAAUCACGCCCGGAACAGCCGUUUCCCCCGCACUCGGAUCUCCUGGGACGCCCGCGUCGCCGCUCGGGUCGGCGAGAAGCUAGCCCUCCGCCUCUGCGACCUCGGCGUGUCCUCCGUAGAGAUCGACCUCGGCGAGGAGCUCUCCCGACCGGCGCACUUCCGCCGCCCCGCUGCCUCUCUCCUUGGUUCCGUAGCACGCGCCGGCGUCCACGUCGCUGGAUUCGACAAACUACAUUACCCCUAG
Messenger RNA from Zingiber officinale, 375 nucleotides. RefSeq lists its product as uncharacterized. Lineage: Eukaryota; Viridiplantae; Streptophyta; Magnoliopsida; Zingiberales; Zingiberaceae. Gene Ontology annotation, cellular component: ribosome. Gene Ontology annotation, molecular function: 5S rRNA binding; structural constituent of ribosome. Bases 1 to 375 code for a protein of 124 amino acids. The record is from RefSeq and is a predicted model, not a curated record. Gene Ontology annotation, biological process: translation. The transcript has a single exon.